AUGUUACACAGUAAUAUUCUUUACUAUCAAGUGUACGAGCCUGAAUCCUUGGAAAAGCAAAAAGAACUCUUAGACGUUCUUGAGGAGCGACGUCUAUCUUAUGAUUUGAGAGAAUUACGAGACUUGUUGAAAGCGCGUUACGAACUAUUGUUACAAGGCGUUCAUGAAGACGUUACUCCUGAGUUAAGUAGCUAUCUGGAAAGAAUUCUGAAUCUGGACUUUGUUCCUGAUGAGUACUCGUAUAGGCGCAAAACUAAAUCACAAAAGACGUAUCCGACAAGAUUAGAGGAAUCCGAUAUUCUCAAAGUGGUUCUCGACGAUUCUCUGCCUCAUUACACUUCCUAUUUCUUUGAGCAGGAUUUAUCCUCAGCAAAUGCUAAAUUCUCUCCAAAGACGAUUCUUGAACAUUUGGAUCGAAAGGGAUUGAACGUUGUUCCACUGAUAAUGCAGUACCUGGGAACGUUGGAGCGGAAGCAGAUUCCAACUGCCUCGCUUUUCCUGAAUCUCUUGACCUUUGAUGCAAUGGAAGAGCUGCGCAGCCAGGUGAAAUCGAAGUAUUCUUUCGAUCUUUACACACGUUCUGACUUCCUAAAUGCAUACAUUGGUCGUUUUGGAAACCCAGAACGCAGCGAGAAGAGUGAUGAGGCCGAUUUUGAGCGAGCCAAACGAGUGUGUAUGCGACGAAUCGAAUUCUAUAAGAAGAACAAGAUCAGUGGGAUAGCGAACGAGUUCGAACAAUUGCUGGAGUUGUUGCGCAGUCAUAGAGAAUACGACAAAGAAUUGUAUUUGGAUUAUUUGGAGGCAAGAUCGGCAACGGAAACAUGGGAUAAGGAAACGAAAAGCUGCGAUUUAUCGAUGUAUCCGCUGGAUCGCGAUUAUUUGGAGCAUUUGUUUCCUCAGGAAUCGCCCAAACCGUUCUAUCGGUACUUCGACAGUCGUUCGGUAACGAGGUCUUACGAGAAGGCAUGCUUGCUGAGUGGCCAAUCGAUCCAAUGUCAGGAAUACACAGAUCAACAGAUCGCAGAUUUGAGGGAUCAAGUUCGGUUGAGAAUUCUGGAAGGCAACAAGGAGUGUUACAGAGUGGGAGACGAAGUGUCCGUUUCCCUGGAGCUGAAGAACGUGGAUGUGCUGGAAUGGAAGCUGUUCGAGCUCAACACGCGCGUUUACUACGAAAAGAACAGUUCUCCGAUUUCCACAACGAUCGAUUUGGAUGGUCUCAGACCGAUCACAUCGGGCAUCAUGCACUAUCAUUUGCCUGCGAUUCAGCGACAUAUCGAGACGUUUAUAUUCCCGACGAUCAAUCAUCGCGGCUGCUGCGCUGUGGACUUCUUUGCGAAGGGACAGAGCAGUCGUUUCUUGGUGAAUAUGGGUCAACUGAACGUUUUGGUGCGCGAAUCGCUGUCGGGAUUGAUGCUGACGGUUCUGGACGAGCAGGGAGAGCGCAAAGAAUCGAACGUCUAUGUUCUUCUGGAUGGUCGGAAGUACGAAUUGAACGACCAUCACGAGAUUGCGAUCCCCUAUCUUCCUCCUGGGAGCAGCAGACAGACGUUCAAGGCGUUGGUAUGCGAAGAGAUCGAAGCGGACUGGGUGUACACGGAGAAGUGCGAUCUCUCCAUCCCUGCGGAGAGUUUUGCGCUCGAACUGAAGGGCGAUGUCGAUAACGAGGCGCUCGUGCGAGGAAAUGAGAAUUGCCAGGUGCUUCUGCGCGUAUCCGCAAUGCUGAACGAAACUCCCUUCCCGAACUCGCUCCUACAGGACGUUUCGAUCACUCUCUCCAUGAAGGAUAUGGAUGACAUUGCAUCGGAAGUGACUGUGAAGCCAGUAUUGAAAGAUGAUGCAGAGGUAGUGGUUCCCCUGCGCAUUUCAAAGCCGAUUCAAAGUGUAAAGGCGAGUAUUACUGCAUCCGUUGUGACGAAUAAUGGAGUGAAGAAGCAGUUGUCGGCUUCGUUGGAUUUGUAUUCUACCGACUACAAUCCGAAGCGCAAUCUGAACAUCGAGGAAGUCAAGCCUUCGUACUCUCUGUUCAGAAAGAGAACCUCGCAGGGAGUGGAGUUCUUUGUGUAUGCAUCCGGUCCUGCAGGCGAGCCAUAUCCCAGUCUGCCUGUGAGUGUGAAGCUGAACCACCUCUACAGCACAUCGACCUUCCGAUUUUCGCUCGAAACAGACGAGAAGGGAGAGGUUUCGCUGGGUCUUCUCCGCAAUAUCACCCGAAUCGAUGUGAAUGGCACUGUGUUCCCGCUUCAUUUCGAAACCUUCAACGUGAAAAAGAACUGGGAAGUGGCUGAGAACGAAGAGAUUCAAGCUCUGAUUCCUCUCAUCAGCGAUGAUUUGAAUGACUAUAUGUUGAUUUGCGAGUCGAGCGAGGACGAAAUUGAAUCCUUGCAAUCUUGUUUGGCAAGGGUCGAUGGCUAUGUUUUGAUUCACAAUCUGAAGCCUGGAAAACAUAAUAUGUGUUGUAUGUUCGAGAUAGGAAUGGAACCUUGUACACGAUUCGAAUCAGCGUUUAUCAUGUUUCCAAGAUGA
This is a messenger RNA of Blastocystis hominis, 2523 nucleotides long. RefSeq lists its product as hypothetical. The record is from RefSeq and is a predicted model, not a curated record. NCBI's taxonomy places the organism in Eukaryota, Bigyra, Opalinata, Blastocystidae. The transcript is spliced from 2 exons. Bases 1 to 2523 code for a protein of 840 amino acids.